UGGAAAGUGGGAGAGAGGCAUCAGCUCUAAAAAUCGCUUUUCAUGCCCCUGCGGAUGUUUAUAACACUGAUUAUUGGUAGAUUUUGAAGUGUGUGUUUCUUAGUCCAUUGUCUUCACUUAGGAUACGGACAAAUCGGUGUUCAAUCGAUUCUCGUUAUUCACAAGACCACUCGAAAUAGCUGUGCAUGUGUCCGAUACGUCUGCCAUGUGCCAAAAUUGAGCUGUUUUAAUCGUUUGAUACCAGCCCAGCUGCCUCAUGAAUCGUAAAAAAACCAUCGAUUACACCGUCACUCGAAGGCCCAGAGAGCGCGACUCAUCCAAGUUUCGCCAAGACAGUUCCAGUAGAGAAGCGAGAGGUCGUGAUGAUGGCAAUAGCCGUAGUAAGACUCCAUUUUGGUCGAACAACGACAAAAAUUUGGGAAGUCAAGCUAACUUCAGUACUUUGCAGAUGUUAGACAAAUUGAAGGACACGGAAACAGGGAGCCUUUAUGACAGAAAAAGGAAUCCUUUGCUGAGUAACUUACAGAAGGAGAUUGUCCCGUCUCAGCAUGACAGAGACAAAUUUGGAACAUUUGGGAAAGUAAUUGGAAGUGGCUUCUCAAGAGGUCAAAGCAGAGGACCAAUUAUUGAUGUAUUUUCAGAAGAUUCGCACAGUUUAUACAGUGAUUCAAACUCUAAACGAACAGAUUCUAGCAACAGUAAAGACUGGCAACACAGAAGAACGGACAAAAAUGACUCACAAAGGAAAAGAAGCCACAGUCCUGAUGAUGAGUUGUUGUCUUCGAAUUGGAGAAUUCGAGGAGACACAACAACUAAACGCAGUCAUAGUAAAAGCUUAAACCCAAGCAGUCAAUGCAUUGAUGAAGAUGUUGAUCUAAGAAGUGUGCUGAAACAGUUCCAAAAGAGUAGAUGGGAGGACAACAGUGAAGAUGUUUUUGAUUCAGGUUUCAGUGCAGAUUACAGAGAUGAUGACCAUCAAAGAAAAAAAGGUCCCUAUGAUGACAGUGUGAAAGGAAGUGACUGUAGAGAACCCAGGGACUCUUUAAGAACCAGUGAUGACAGAGACCACAGGGAAUCAAGAUAUGGCAGGACCAAACAUGGAAGUCUGAAUGAUAGAAAUGCAGAAGUAUGGUUGGACACUUACAAAGAGUCAUCAGCACUUGAGUUAUCAAGUUUGAGCUCUGAUGCUUUGAGAGACCUUCCAAUAUCAGAGCUUGCUCGAAAGGUAACUCAGAAGUACAAAACUGGCUUUGAGCUGGGAAGGCCAUUCUUUGGAUUGCAAUCAGAAGGCCAAGAUAAGGAGAGAGGUUGGGAAAAUCGAAACUUUGAUGUUUCAAAGGCACCUGAAAGGUGGAAACCAUCCUUGGAUGCUCUAAAUGACCAUGGAUCAGAAUCAUAUGGUAGGACUAUGGACAGCCGAAGCAUUACGCAGACACAGAGGAACUACUCAGGAAAGCAUUCCAACAGCAGCAACCUAUCAAAAUCUAAAGCUGGUGAAGAGUAUAUGUCAAAGAACAUUUUUGAGUAUGAAGACCACAAGGCAGACAGCAGUAGACAAAAAGGCAAUUCAAAAAUGGUAGCUCAGUCUUUUAAAAGUAGCACUUCAACAUCACACACAGUUUUCAGCCAAAAGACUUUGAAAGGUUCGGCCUCAUCCAUGCUGAAUUCAAGGCAAAAACCUCAGUUUCCAUCUGGAUUUUUGCCAAGGCAGUUGCAAACACCAGUUGGUAAAAAUGGUAAGAAUGUGGAAGUUGGCAAAGGUAAAGGACUGGAUGACCCAUCUUCAUUUCCACACAAAAGUGGUUACUAUCCAAGGAACACAACAGAAAUAUCAAGGUCACGCAGCAGAAGUUCUGAGGGAGACGAUUUUACCAAAGACCUUGGGAGUAGCAUAAGUGGCUCAAAAAGAGAGGUCAGACCUCCUUCCAAGGGGAAAUUUACAAACCAGAAUUGGUUAAGUUUGGACAGUAAUGUAAAACAAUCCACAGGAAAAGGUACUUCAAAAGGCACUAAGCAGCAGAGUGCAGAACAGGGUAGCAUGCAUUCAAACAGCAACAGUGGUAGAGGAGGCUUUAAACCUAGUGGUAGAGGAAAUUUGCAAACCAAGAAGGGUGGAAGAGGUACUUCAUUCAGUCCUCGAGGCAGAGGAAGGGGUGCAAAGGGUAGGGGCAGUAUUAAUAGUAAUAAAGGAAGAGGCACUAUGAGUUUAAGAGGAAGAGGAUCAGCAGUGCGUGGAAGAGGCAGAGGAGUCAGUCAGCCGCCGGUAGGUGCUACGGUCAGAAACAUAUUCCGAAGAAGUAGAUCUGUCUCCCCUGUGGGAAGCAAAUUUCGAAGAUCUUCCAGGUCUCCAAACAGUCCAAAACAAGACAAAAAAAGGAGGAAUGAAAGAAGUAAAGAAAAAAGAAGUAGAAGCCGAAGCAGCAGUUUUUGCAGCACCUCUAGCAGUCACAGUUGCAGUACAAGUUCCAGUUGGUGCAGUGUUAGUCUUGACAGUCUGUCAGGGAAAGGUGAUGGAGACAGGAAAAGACAUCAUAAACAUAAGAUGCACAGUUAUGAGAUGAAAGAAAAGAGUACAGUUAAAUCAGUGGAGAAGUUAAAAAAUGAUAUAAAAACUAUGGAAAAGCAGCUUGAACAAAAAUAUUCCAGGUCUUUUGGUGAGAAGAAAACAGAAGGUCCUGAUUGUAAAUUUGAUGCAGAGACUGUAAAGGGAAAGCCAAAAGUAAACAUCAAAGAUGAGGACAAAUGGUUUGAGCAAAAAACAAUCAAAACUGCUCUUGAAAAGGGAAAGGAAGACUCUAAGGGUACAUUUGACUUUAAAACUCUGAGGGAAGGGUCACAGUUAAACAAUAAAGAGGAGAAGAAAGAUAUAAAAACUAGAGAGAGACACAAUGGGAAGAAUGUGCCUGUUGUUAAAGAAGAAAAGGGGAUCAAAGAACAACAAGGUAAAGAUUUCAAAGAUGUCAAGAGGGAAGGAAAGAAAAAGACAGACAAUGUGAGAGAGGUAAUUUUCAAACGAGACAAGGAGAAAGAGUCACCAAAAAUUACAAAUAAAAAUGGAGAGUCUCCAGUUCGUGAGGUGAAGAUUGUAAAUGAAGUGAAGAACAGAAAGGAUAAAGUUCCUGAUGAGAAAUUAGGUUCAAAGAUAGAGCUCAAUACUCUAAAGAUAACAAUUGAUCAAGUUAAAAAGAGGCCUGAUUCCAAGAAAGACAUAGGUGAGGAAAAACUUUUGAAUGAAGGAAAAAGGUCUUCUAAGUCACCACCUGGAAAACAGAAGAAAAAAGAAAAAGAGAAAGUAAAGGCAAAGAAGGCAAAGAAGAAAGCCAAGAAAAGAAAGCACAACAGGGAUAGUGAAGAAUCAGGUGAUGAAUCAGUAUGUAGUGGUACUUCUGGCCAAGAUGAUUCUUCUUCUUGCAUAUCACAGAAAGGUCACUCUGAUGAACGGAUUGUAGAGGUUUCCUCAUCAGUAGGUUUUGAUACCAAUGCAAUUGCAGUGCACUAUGCUAAAAGAGAAAAAGCAAAGUAUGGUAAAGGAAAAGUCAGGAACAAUCUAAUUUCUGUUCCUGUUUCAGAAGGAGCAGAUAUUGCACAAGAGAGGAAGAUCCUUCCAAAAGAAGGAUCACAAUGGCUAAAUGAGCAACAGCAUGGUUAUACAUUGACUAAUGAAGGACAACAUAGCAUCAGUAGUGAUGUCCCUUGUACUGAAAUGUUGUUUCCUAAUGAAGGUACAUUUUAUGAAGGAUACACUGAAAGUGCUGUUGGUGAUCAAGACUAUACCACUAUGUAUCAGGAAAGUGAGAAUCCCAGCCAGGUGUGGCCAUCAGAGCAUGCAGAGGGUGAUGACCCUAACAACUACUAUUAUGAAGAAGGAGCAGAGGGUGAAGGUUAUGAGCAAGAGUACUAUUCCUACGUUGAAGAGGGCGACUGUCAGACUGGUGAUCUAGGAGACAAUCAGGAGUGGUUUGAAGGUGAAUAUCCACAGGAAGGUGCAGAAGGGGAAGUUUAUGGUGGAUAUGAAGGGGAAUAUUACCUUGGGGAAGAUGGACUCUAUUACCCUGUUGAAGGUGAGGAGUACCAGGAGUACCAGGAAUACCAGGGAGAGUAUGCAGAGGGUGGAACAGAUGGGCAUGGUUUUGAUCCAGAGCAGGGUGGUACCUACACUGAAGGUGACUACCAGUAUGCUGAAGAAAGUGGUGUGUGGCAGCAUUAUGAGGAAGGGGCAGUUUACCAUGAUGAGGAAGCUUGGAAUCAGGGUGAAAUAGAGGGACAUUGGCAAGAGGAGUACCAGGAAGGUUAUCAUGGAACUGACUGUGAAUGGGGCACCGAGUACUCUCAAGAAUAUGAUGCUGGUGCACAAGGGUAUAAUGUUGAGGGGGCUGAGGUUUUGCCUGAAGAGGGCUGUAGUACAAGUGAAGGAUAUGAUCACCAGUUGGCAACAGAGCAACAGUACAUGGAGGAAGGUCCUGUCCAUGAGGAAGGCUACCAUGUUGAAGAUGGCUUGGAAUCUCAGCAACAAGGGAAGCUAGUAACAUCUGCACAUCAUGAAGAUGCACAUCAUGAAGAGCCUCCAACAUUAAAAGAAGACAUGGCUACUGCUCCAGCUGUGAAGGAUGUUCAACAAAGCAAACCACUUAAGUCUAUCCUCAAAAAGAGCAAGCAACUUGCAAACGAUGGAAAAGGGACAAAACUAGUCAGUGAACGCCUUUCUCAAAUGAAAAGACAGUCAGCACACACAACAGGUGUACUUCAAAAAAGUAGUGCAUCUUCUUCAUCUGUCCAAUCUGCCCAAUCAGUUGAUAAACAAGAGGAGAGUCCAGACCAAAUAGCUACAGCAAGUGCUCAGUCUGAGGCACAACGCUAUCGUGAAAUGGAAGAGGCCAUUUUGUCUUCACAACCUAAAGAUGCAGUUGGUACAGAAUAUGUGAUACGAGUCCAUGGAAGUGGGACAGCAAAUUUCUACUGUAAACUUUGCCAGUGUCACUUUAAUACACUGACAGCUAAAAACUUACAUAUAAAAGGAAUGAAACAUAUAGAGCUCUAUAUCCGCUUAAAGUCUUCACUAUUACAAUCUGUCAUAAAGGACACCAAGGUGAAAGCUGCUAAAAGACCUCCAGAUGAUGAUCCAUCAACAACACAAAAAAUUCCACGGCGAUUUUAACAUGACUUUUUGUAAUACAAAUGGCAACAAGACACUACAUGAGGCCAGAGAUGCAACUGGAAAAUAUUUUCAUUUGUUUUUCUUGCCAGGAAAGAAAAACAGACAUUACUAAUGGUGCAUAUUUAACUACAUCUAGUGUGAGUUGUGAAAAAUGGAUAUGAAUUCUUAAGAAAAUUAUAGAGACUUGUAGAUUGUAGUGUUAGCUGGUGUUCCUAAAUUAAAUAUAACUUUUGUAAGGAAAUGGAGAUUGAUGCUUGUCAGAUGAAUAUUGUUUUCUCAGGCCCUUUUCUAUUCAUAUUUUUACAUAAAUGUAUUUAUUUUAAAAAAUACUUUGAAGCAUUUCAGGAAAGGAGGUUAUCCCCCUUGGUUUUCACCACUAACAGGUUGAUAAAAAGUGUCUCUUUUCACUUUUUUAUAAUAUGGAAAACUUAAUAUAUUUCAAUCUAUCAAAGAGCCUCAUAUGUGGAAGAAAAUGUCCAAGUGGAAUUUAAAGCCACAGGCAGGGAUUAUUUAUUCUUAAGACUUACCAUCAGUGUUUAACUUGUUAUUAAUUAAGGUCAUCCAGAGCUUUCAACAUAAUGGUUGUUUACUUGCGGUCAUUGAAAAAGAGAUAGACCUAUUGUAGAUUUGUUGGUCAUUCUUAGAAAAUAAUCAUCCCACAUUGAUUCAGCAUCAAGAAUUGUGUGAAGUAGGUUUCAAAUGAUUUUCUCUAUGAGAAUAUUUGUACUGUCAAGAACACCUCAUUCUGUAGAAAGGCAUGUGAGGUACUAGUACUUGAUUAUUUCCAGUGAUAAUAGUUUUGUUUGUCUGAAGAUUCCCAGUAUUUGGUGAAUAAAAAGGUGAUUUAAAAGGUUAAAUUUUUGGAUAAGCUGGCUGAUAUCUUGGAGUGCAAAAAAAAACUUAAUUAGAUUGCUGGACAUAAAUUGGCCUUCUGUUGUUUUUAUAGGAGGGUGGUUGUAUUCAGUAGACAAGAUCACAACCAACAAAUGUACUCUGAAUUUCUCCAUUCUGGGUAAUUAUUCUCUCAAGUGUUAUGUAAUCUGAAAAGUGUAAUUUUAAACUGGGGUUGCUUUGCACCAAACUGACUACAAGGUUUUGACUCAUUAUUGUACUUAUCAGACUGUUUUUGGGGAUGGAGGAAAAUUCUGGGUGUGUAUCCAACCUGCCUGUUAUAAAUAGUAACCCAUAUGUACUGCUUUUACACCUGUCCUUAACACUCUCAACCAAAGGUAGUUUUGUCUAGCACUUUUUCUUAGAAGUAUCCUGGAAAGCUUAAGUUAAACAUUUUAUACGACAAACAAAGAUAAAAUUAAGUUCAUCUCUUCUUUGUUACCUAGUCAUUACUAUGAUUACAGUAUGGCUCUAAAACUUAGUAUACUUGUUGAAUAGUCAUGAACAACAGAUUUUAUGUUUUGCCUCCAUUCUGAAAUUAUGUAAUAAAUCAAUAA
Pocillopora verrucosa is the source of this 6603-nucleotide messenger RNA. RefSeq names its product titin homolog. NCBI's taxonomy places the organism in Eukaryota, Metazoa, Cnidaria, Anthozoa, Scleractinia, Pocilloporidae. The record is from RefSeq and is a predicted model, not a curated record.